AUGGCAAAGGGGAUUCACCUCGAAGCAGACAGCACCACCCAAGAAUUCAAGCUUUAUCACGGGAGAGGAGGACUCUACAUCGGCAAGGCGGUCCUCAAGAACAACGUCUUCGUUCUUGACUUCGUUCCUGACCUUGGCACCGCCGACAGCGACGCCAUCGUUAACUUCACCGACUGGACACACCCUCCAGACCUUGAUCCAGACUUCAGUCCAGAAGGCUUCUGGUAUUCACACACCAUCCCUGAAGCAGAAAGAACAAGGGCGUUAGCAACAAUUCAGACAACAGCAGCAGCAGAGACAACAUCGGCAGCAGCAGAGACAACGUCGGCAGCAGCAGAGACAACAUCGGCAGCAGCAGAGACAACAUCGGCAGUAGCAGAACCAUCAACGGCAGCAGCAAGAACGUCAACACCAAUUGCUGGUCCUUCAACGACACCGCUCCUCAUCGACGACACACCACCGACACCCGCGCAACAACUACACCCAGCACCACGAGAAGUUCAUCGUAGCGCCAACUUCACCGCCAACUUCUACUCCAACUCAGAUAUGUACCGACGAUCACCCGGACAUCGCGCCGACGAAAGCACCUGGCACGCAAGGAUGGGACACCCAAGCAACACAGUAUUAAACAAUACGAUAAGAGCAGGAGUACUCGACAAGGACUCACUUCUACUGACCGACGGACGAGAACUUCAACGAGUACGCGGAACGUGCCUCACCUGCCCUGAGGGUGACUUACCACAUCGACCGUUUGCGUCUCAUCACAACCCGAGCGCACCCGCGUACGCACCACUCGAGAAGGUGUAUAGCGACAUCCUGUACAAUCGGGAACCAGGACAAGUAAUAUACAACUAUACAAUCACCUUCAUCGACGCCGCCACCCGUUACGUCUGGCACCUAAACCUCCCUAGCCGCGACAUGGCAUUCGCAGCCUUCGUUGCCUGGCUACCAGUAGCAGAGAGAGAAUCAGGCGUGAAGCUGAAAAGCUUCCAGUCAGACGGAGGAGAAUACACCUCUCAGCGAUUCAAGCAGUACCUGGCGGAAAGGGGAAUCAAGCGACUCAUCUCCCUUCCCUACGCCCAUCAGCAGCAGGGUGUAGCAGAAAGAAUGAACAGGACCUUGCAGAACAGCAUGCGCAAACUGUUACGUGGCAUGCGGCUACCCAACCACCAGUGGCCUGCAGCAAUGGACCACGCCGUCAUGCUGCACAACUUGCUGUCGUCAUCAUCGCUUCCGAACAACGCAUCACCGCAUCUGCUAUGGACAGGGAAACAGGGCAGCACAAAAAUGUUACGAGUAUUCGGAUGCAUGGUACAGUACCGACCCCCAGCAGCACGAGCGGGCCGAUUUUCUCAACGAGCACAGUGGGGACUACACCUGGGAAACGAAAAGAACUACAACGCGUGGAAAAUCUUCGACGUCCACUCCAAGGAAACAGUAGCAGCACGUGAUGUAAUUUUCUACGAACAACUCACGCUCCAGACAUACCUUGCCAACCUGCACGAAGACCAGGAUCCCACAGGUGGUUUUCGUGGUGACCGAGCCUUCGCCUCAGCAGCGGACGAAGCCGACUGGGACGAGCAGAAUGUGGACAACGCAUCAGAAGAAGCCGGACCUCUUCCGUUCUGCUCCGUCGACGUUCCCAUGGACGAAGACAACCCUCGCGAAAGUGCGAACGCCGAAACCUUCUACCAUUUCGCCGACAACGGUUACGUAACACCUGCGACAGUCAACACCAACGAAGCCGAACGAGUAGGACCGAACUUCAUACCUGAUCCAGAAGCGGGAGAUGAAGCAGCUUAUCCCGAGGACGUAAAUCUUCCCCGCUACUCACAGAGUGGACUACAGAUUCUCGGACUCGUCACCGCAGUCCACGGCACCGCCACUCCUAAAGAGCCUGCGACGGUUCAGCAGGCUCUGGGGGGGGAACAUAGGGAAAAAUGGCGCGAAGCCAUGGACAAGGAACUGAAGGCACUGGAGGAACGCAACACGUGGAAAGUGGUUCCUAUCGGCGUGGCACGGAACAAGACAGUGCUCACCGGGAAGUGGGUCUUCCGUGUGAAGACAAAGGCUGACGGCACCAUCGACAAAUUUAAGGCACGCUGGGUCGUACGCGGCUUCGACCAAGAGCACGGACGCGAUUUCACCGAAACAUUCGCUCCGGUCAGCCGACACACCUCGCUACGCAUCCUUCUCGCGAUCGCCGCCAUGAAGAAGAAGAAGAUGCGGCAAAUCGACGUCGCUAACGCAUUUCUCUACGCACCCGUUGACGCAGAGAUCUUCGUCGAGCUACCACACGGCUCCAGCACGGACUCGAACCACGUCUGUCAACUACUCAAGUCGCUCUACGGCAUCAAGCAAGCUCCGCGACUAUGGCAACAAUACCUACACGCUCGCCUCAUUCGCAUCGGCUUCAAGCAAUUGCCGCACGACCAGGGCAUGUACCGGCUCACGAAGGGUAUCGACUACAUCCUGCUAAUCGUCUAUGUAGACGAUCUGCUCUACAUCGGCUCAACUGACGGCAUUACAACCUGGUUCGAAGGGGAGCUACAGCAAGACCUCACACUCACGGUCUCAUCUACCGUCACACAGUACCUCGGCCUCAACAUCCGGGAAGAGGAAGACGCUAUCUACCUCAGCGCCGCGAAAUACGCCGACACCAUCGCCAAGCGUUUCGCACUCACACCGACUGUCAUCUCCACACCGUACCGCUACACGACAGCAAACAACAAGGAAGGCUCCGUUCUACUCAAGCCCGCCGGCAUACGCGACUACCAGAGAAAGCUGGGCUGCCUUCUCUUCGCAGCUGUCACCUGCCGCCCAGAUCUAUCCUACUCUGCAAGCCAGCUCGCCACCCACCUCAAGAAGCCUGAAGCGGAACAUCUGGCGGAGCUCGACCGCGCUCUUCACUACCUUGUCACCACCAAGGAAGGACUCUAUCUUUGCGAGCUGCUGGAAGAAGCGAAGUUAGCCGAGUUACCCAACUUUACCCUGUUCUGCGACAACCAAUCGGCAAUUCGCAUCGCCAACAAGAACGGCUUCGCGAACAGGACGAAACACAUCGCCCUGCGAUAUUUCUUCGUGAAGGACGAGAUCGAGAAGGGAAGGCUCGAGCUGUCAUACUGCCCCACGUCCGAGAUGGCAGCUGACUACCUGACCAAGAAGCUCGGAAAGCAGAAGUUCGAAUACUGCAUGCUGCUGACUGGACAGAGCCACGUCAGCGACACUCCAGAAGCGAAGGGGAGUGUUGGAAACAAUCGGUCCUAA
Closterium sp. Naga37s-1 is the source of this 3267-nucleotide messenger RNA. The record is from the annotation of a GenBank genome assembly. NCBI's taxonomy places the organism in Eukaryota, Viridiplantae, Streptophyta, Zygnematophyceae, Desmidiales, Closteriaceae.